Messenger RNA from Amoebophrya sp. A25, 6347 nucleotides. The record is from the annotation of a GenBank genome assembly. Lineage: Eukaryota; Dinophyceae; Syndiniales; Amoebophryaceae.
GAGUCACCGACUGGGGCUGCUGUGGAGGGUGUGAAGUCACAGCUUAGGUUCGGUCCCGCUAUAGCUGUCGAGUCACUGGAGCGGCAUUGGCUCAGCCACAACAGCUCUGCCACAGCGGGGAUCAACAAUGCACAGUCACACACCUCAAUGCUGAGUAACGCCAGUUUGCUCACGGAACGCAGCAUCAGCGAAAAAGUUGUCGUUGAUAGCAAAUCAUUGACCGGUAACACGCGUCGUCGCGACACAUUGUUGUGCGACUUACUCAAAUAAUUAUAGGUGCUGCACCUCUUGCUCUUAUUUUGUUUUGUGCUCCCACAAUUUUGUGUUCGCUACCACGAAGCACCGUACUUAUAUGCUGAACUUAAGUAUUCACCUAGACAAUUUUUAGUCUCACGAUAGGCACACUCUCGAUGAACUUCUCUCAGAUUUUCCGGUGGUAGACGAGGAUGGUUUAUUCGACGAUGAAGUGGAGGAGCCGCCAGAGGGACGAAAAACGCGAGGUUCUGUGGUGCAGACACUGUUGGGCUACGUGAUUAGUGGAGGGAAGCCGCCCAAAGCACACGGGCGCUGUGUGCCGAUGCAGGCCAUUCAAAGCGAGCAUCCGUUGAUGGACCGGAAUCUGACCACAGGGUCGCGAACCGGUAGAGGCACCACAUCCGUUUCUCUUGGAGCAGUGCCGCUUGGGGAGUCAGAAAGUCCAACGGUAUGAUUUCCAAAUGGAAAUCUAUGAUUUUUUUACAUGCGUCACAAUGUAUGUAGUAGUCGACGAGCCUUCUCCUGAUAGUAAUACUUCGUCCCCCCUUUUACAUGCUCCUUUUUUUUGUGGAACCGACUGCAUUCUCCAAGCACGACUCAAAUUAGCAACCUGACUCUACAUGUUCUUGUCCGGACCCUCGUCCAGUCCGGAGAAUACAGCGCUUGUUUGUAGUAUUUUCACUCUUUUUGUCCGUCCUUGUGACGACAGUCCAGCGAGCAGGUUUAUUUCGGGUACAUGUAUGGAUUUACAUGGUGGUGCUUUGCAAUAGUUCUUGGGGUUUCUAUUGGCGCUGUCAACAUAGUUUUCCAUGGCGCGUACCAUUGGAUGGAAGACUCCUUUAUCUACGUCAACGAACAUUUUUUCAGUGCUGACGAGGAUAGAAGGUAUCUAACCUGGUUUUUUUGUAAAAUUAUGCGACAUUUUCUCUAUGUAUAAAUUCGUUCCUUCAACAACCAAGUGCAAAAUGAGGAUAAAGAGCGUGUCCUUUGUCCAUCAUGUUUUUCUAAACAUUAGGCGUUAUGAUGUAUAAGAAGUAGACAAUUGAUAGUACUACGGCAAUGUUAAUAUUUUCUGUAUCCUUUUACUUAAUCAACACGGCCACGCUUUCAUCAGUCUUGGGGAUACCAUUGGAUAUCACCUUUUCCGCGCGUUUGGGGUUGUGAUAUCCUCUGUUUUCUGCGGCUUGAUUGUGACCUACCUUGUGCCAGAAUGCUCUGGAGGUGGAACGAUAUCUGUUAGGGCCUGCAUCGCGCUUGGAAGCUUUGUGCCACUGCACGUCGGGAUCGCCAGGUAGGUCCCCUUCUUCCGUUUGCUUGUUGAAAAUUACAAGAGAGGCAUUUUUCUUUGGUAGAGGACUCUUACAAUGAAAUGAAUUGUACUUGUAUAAGGAUGAGGGCGAACAGUAGGUAGCGUUGGUAGCGCUACACUCUCCAUCUUGGUUACUUGGACAAGUUCUAUGAUUUUCACGUAUGAAGGUUUUGUCUUUCGGCAGUGUAUCUCGGACUCGGAAAUCCGCUGGGCGCGGAGGCACCGACACUACACAUUUGCGCUGCUGUGAGCUGUUCGUUGUACUAUUUCUGUCAGACGCGACCCGCGGUCGCAGAUUACUUUCCCCCGGAGAACCGUACGACCAUGGUCAUCGUGGGUUGCACCUGUGGACUGGCAGCGGCUUUUGCGGCACCGAUUGGAAGUGUGCUGUAUGCGAUGGAGGAAUUUCGUCACAGUCUAGGGGAUUCGAAUAUGUACACGACACUGAUCACUACUGCGAGUCUAAUUGCGGUCGUCACCUCACAGAUGGUGAACGAGGGUAAAUUUUACGAGACAUGCGCUCAUUUGCCACGUAGCUACGACAAAUGGGAAGUUUUGUGGUGGCUGCUCUGUGCGGGGCCUCUGGGGCUGCUCUGCGGCUUCUUACCGGUUCUUUUUAGCGACGCUGUUUUAAAUCUAAGAGCGAAACUUCGACGGUGGAACAUAGUGCGCCAGAUGCUGAUUUCCGCGUUUACAACGACGGCUUUGGGCACCGUGUGUUUCGAAACAACACGCGAGAUUCUGUCGCAAAACGAUUUCUGUCCGCGUUCCAAUGAAUGUCAGCAGACUCGCGCUAGGAGUUUAGAGGAGAGAACUACUGAUCACGACAGGACGAACUCGCCUUCCGCGAACUCUGCUUCGCCCUCCAGCUCUAGUCGUAUGAUAGAGGCUUCGUCAGUGGCAGCAACUUCUGGAACGAGAAGGGACAUUUCCGCAUCAAGUCCUGAACUAGGAGUAGUUCCCGGUGGGAGCUCUGCCUCUGGAGGAGGUAGCUCCAGCUCAUCGAAUGGAAAAAGUUCUUCCAGUACUUCAGCAAGUGGGACUUCUAGUGACAGCGCAGUACCAUGGGAGCCACCAGACGGGAUGACCUCGCGUGUGUCGAGAGAUGAUGAUAUUAGUGGUUGGUCAUAUCUUCGUCUUGUAAGAGACUUGGCCGAGGAGGCAAGACCCAAGUGGCAUGAAUACGGUGGAGAUGAAAGUGCGCUGAUAGGAAGUAGUAGGAGAAAGUCUGCUUCUGUUCUUGCAGAAGAAAACAAGGAGACCCCAGCUUCGCCUUCGUCUCCUCCCCUAGAAUCGAAGAACUUACUGGAGUCGGGAAAUCCACCACAGGCCGAUACAGUUUUCAGAGAAAAAAAUUGUGGCGAAGAGGAGAAGAACGACGCGGAGAUCACUCAUGGUAGAACAAAUAUGGGUAGGAGGAGGUUAGCACUGUCCGGAGAGCCCACGUGCGGUUGGGAUGGUGUGUGGGGUGCUGGUGGGCGAACAAUGAAAGAAUUGCUGAAGCCACGACCACGUCUGCUCGCCGAUAGCUCGUUACUUUUCCCUCUUCUCGCCUGCAGCAUAAUAUUUUUCGCCUGCAAGUUUCUCGCUUGUCUUACAGCAGUGGCUUGUGGUGGUACAACAUUCGUACUAUGUCACCCUAAAGUCAGAUAGUACAAGGAUAAGAUUAAUCUUCACAUGGAAAGAAAAGUCUGCCUACAAUUGUCGUCAAGAAGCAGAGUCCGACGUGACCUACUUCCUUGGAAUUAUCGUCAAUGAAAAUCCAGUUUCCACUCACAAAACAAGGUAGUGGUGGCGUUUUUGCACCAGCCUUAGUCCUUGGUGCAGCACUGGGGAGUUUUUACGGCGGCUGGAUGGGAUAUUUUUUUAACGAUAGCUACUAUCAAAUUCUCUUUGUCCCCAUGGGUAUGGCUGGCGUCUUCGCGGCAAUGAUUCGACUACCCCUUACAUCUGUCGUGAUCGUCUUCGAAAUGACCAGCGUUGCCGGGGGACAAGACUCAUCCAGAUUAGUACUAUGAUCUUUUGAAGAAGAAUUGGCUAUAAUUUUGGGAACGCCGAUGAUCGUAUCACUUUGAUUGGUAUGUCAUGCUAUUAUGAAAUAAAUCUAUAACGAGAUAUCGUAAAACUUCCUACUAGUUGUUCAAUAAAUUUUCAAACCCCGCCGAAUAGGUUUUUCCGAUGCUGCUGUGCUCCAUGAUAGCAUACUUUGUCAAUGUGGAAGUGCAACCAUCGACAAUGUGGGACCGGCUGAUGGAACAAGACAAUAUAGAUCCAAAGAGUCUGCAGCAAUUUCUCAAUGCCGCUUUAGAUUAUGACGAUUUUCUUGCGCUUGAAGGAACUCACUUCCGAGGCGUAUCGUCUCUGCAACUCGCUUGAUUGUUGGAGUCCUCACCCUCAGAUGAACAGGUUUGAAACAAUAAGAAUAAUCCAUAUUGAUGCGACGUUUUCAUUCUGACUAAAAAAAAGUACACCGAGUUUUUACGACGUUUCCUCCGAUGGUUCGGAUGUUCUUCGUCCCCAUUCAUAGCGCAGUGAUUGUUACGUCGCAGCUCUAAUCAAUAAACCCCUGUCUUUCGAGACGAACUGUGCGGAUGUCACUCCCGAACGGGAAUGAUCCCGGUAUGUCGAUGGGGGUGCCUCGCAUGAGCCAGAGUCAGAGGCUCACCGGGUUCGAUCUGCAGCGGUUCUCGGUGCAUCAUGGAGGUAAAGAAUACUCAUGAUGGGCCUUUAUGAAUUCUCAUUCUCGUCUUGUCGUGUUCGGAUUCACGACGAUGCUUUUUUUCCCAAAUAGGUAGCGGAACGAUGGUCGAUCAUCGUCAUCACAAGGUUGAGUAGAUAGGUUCUUGUAGUUCUACUCUCUCUUACUCCCUGACUUUAUUUUUCGCUCUCCCCAUCACCAUGAAUUAUAGCCGGCGGUCCGAAUUUUUUGAACCAUGUGCGGCGAGAUGAUUCUCAGAUAUCAUCAGCAACGUCAGUGUUGCCGCGGGCGCAUAGCAGCGGGACGGAAGCGGACGGUGGGCAUCAUCAAGAGAUGAUCCGGAAAGCGCUAGAAAGAAUCGUUCCGCAGGUAUGAAAAUGUAUACAAGAUUCUACUUGAUGUAGAUAUGCUUAGUAUAACGGAAGUGCAGUUCUACUUCUAGUUAUUGUCAACACGGGCAAUUUUUCCAUGUUGGAGGUUAAUAUCGUCACUCUCCUUGGGAAGAGACGAAUCUUGAUACCAAGAAGUAAUUGACUUCUGCUCUUUCCGACAGCAAUCCCGAAGCACAAUACUGGUGCGUCCGAGUCCCACGGGAGACAUGCUUAAUCAAGCGAUGGGACCGAUCGCGACAGGGGCGUCGCAUCGAUCGGGACACAGUCAAGUUUCAUCCAGAGAGCAGUCUCAGCGUUUCAGCGUGAUGGCAUUCGGGAGUGCUAGCCGAAUGCGCGCGAGCCCUCAACUGGAUGUCAUUCUACAAAAUGCUUAUGAAGAUCAUUUUAUUACACUAACAUUACAUCGCUCAGCCGCUGCCAUCAAGAAGAAUGCACUUGAAUUUUUCUUAGAGAUUAAGUUGCAUAUAGCAGAUAGGUCUAGUGGCACGUUAAUUGAUGAAAAAAAUUCGGUUUCAAAGUCGUGGCUGUGAAGAAAUAAAGCACCUCUAAAGAAUUGGACUGCUGAGAAACAAUCCGAAUAAGGAGUUCGCUGAAGGCGAUAAUCCUGUUACUUCGGCGCAAACUGGCGAACAGGAUACGGUGAGCAAUACGAACAGUCGGGACAGCAGGACGGGAGACUGCGGCCGGCUCGAAACGCCAUGAAAUCAAGGUUCCUAGUACUCGAGAUAUAUCAUUUAGCAGGGUGGAUGUUUGCAUUCUGUUUGUCGAAAAGCUUCAUGCUUAAGUUGCACACAUUGGAAACCGCGUAUCGUCUAUCCAUGUAUAGAUUGUGGUAAUGUACAGCGUCAGCCUUAGCAAGAAGCGGACCCGUGGAGAUGCGGUUAUGCAUAGAAAGUUUCUGUAUAGUUACUAGGUUGUAUGUGAAUCAGUAGUACAUGCUUCCCUAGGCGACGAACAUGUUCGAGUGCUUGACAAACUGGUCUAUGCACAUGCUAGUCGACGAUGCCAUGUUUCGUAUCUACUAUUGUUUUUGGAUCACUAUGCUGGAGGGUUCAUGUCUUUGGUGAUGGUUGUGCGUCUCUAUUGAGAUCGUCACGUAGCCAGGUGCAUCCUCUGAGAGUGAGCAUGUCAAAAGUGAAAGCGGCAAGUUGUCGUGCACAAAUAGUAAAAUUCCGGCAGUUGUCGUCUGCGUGCUUACUUACAUUUUUUACGAGCCAAUAUCGAAAUCACAGACUUCAUUGCCAUGACUUGUCAGUAAGUUGGAAAUUUUGUUAACCCAUGAACUUCUCCCUGCUUUACCUUUAUGCUCAGAACAUCAUGAAUUAUCCUGGCGUUGGAGUUGGAUACUGUGUAUGAUCAAAGAAGCGAGGUUCAUUACGUCGAGAAGCGCUAUGUGCGUGGGGAAUCAGGUAUCAGAAGUAUUAUAUCCGAAGAAUUCCAAUAGUUGCGCUGGGUGUGAAAUUUGACUUAUGCAAACUUAAGUACCUAUCUAUGGCGAGCUUGGCGCAUAAACAUUUUGCGGUGUUGAGCAACUAACGAAGCGUUACAUCAACGGCGCGUUGCGUACUGGAGAAGCGAUUGCGUUUCUGGUGAUGUCGCCAAUCCCUAUGAAAAGGAUGCUUUUCACUAUGAUCCAACAAAGCAUAAGCAUGUUUUUCUUGCAUUGAUAGAGCUCGCUGUAACGCGAACGGAG